This is a messenger RNA of Glycine soja, 1515 nucleotides long. RefSeq names its product ubiquinol oxidase 2, mitochondrial. NCBI's taxonomy places the organism in Eukaryota, Viridiplantae, Streptophyta, Magnoliopsida, Fabales, Fabaceae. The record is from RefSeq and is a predicted model, not a curated record. Gene Ontology annotation, biological process: alternative respiration. Gene Ontology annotation, molecular function: alternative oxidase activity. Gene Ontology annotation, cellular component: mitochondrion. The coding region runs from base 131 to 1138 and encodes 335 amino acids. The transcript has 4 exons.
AUCGUUUCUUUUCCCUCCAUGUGCGAGCGCUACGUUUCUUCUUCAGUAACCGCAAUUACACGGUUCAAUGAAAAGUCGGUGAUAAACAAACGAAGUCUCUGCAAAACGCGAUCGAUUCUUCUGUCGAGAGAUGAAGCUCACUGCACUGAAUUCUACUGUUCGCCGCGCUCUGCUCAAUGGCCGGAACCAAAACGGUAACCGCCUCGGUUCAGCGGCGCUGAUGCCGUAUGCGGCGGCGGAAACGAGGCUCCUCUGCGCCGGAGGCGCGAACGGAUGGUUCUUCUACUGGAAGAGGACGAUGGUUUCGCCGGCGGAGGCGAAGCUGCCGGAGAAGGAGAAGGAGAAGGAGAAGGAGAAGGCCAAGGCCGAGAAGAGCGUGGUGGAGUCCAGUUAUUGGGGGAUUUCGAGGCCGAAGGUUGUGAGAGAGGACGGAACGGAGUGGCCUUGGAACUGCUUCAUGCCGUGGGAGAGUUAUCGUUCAAACGUGUCCAUAGAUCUUACUAAGCAUCAUGUGCCAAAGAAUGUUCUGGAUAAAGUUGCUUACAGGACAGUGAAGCUCCUGAGAAUUCCAACAGAUUUGUUUUUUAAGAGACGGUAUGGUUGCCGUGCAAUGAUGCUGGAAACAGUUGCAGCUGUCCCUGGCAUGGUAGGAGGGAUGCUGUUGCACCUCAGGUCACUCCGUAAGUUUCAGCAAAGUGGUGGUUGGAUCAAAGCAUUGCUGGAGGAAGCAGAGAAUGAGAGAAUGCACCUAAUGACUAUGGUGGAACUUGUGAAGCCUAAAUGGUACGAAAGACUGCUGGUUCUUGCUGUACAGGGAGUUUUCUUCAAUGCGUUUUUCGUGCUUUACAUACUCUCCCCGAAGGUAGCUCAUAGAAUAGUUGGGUAUCUUGAGGAGGAGGCUAUACAUUCUUACACUGAGUACUUGAAGGAUCUUGAAAGUGGUGCAAUUGAAAAUGUUCCUGCCCCUGCCAUUGCAAUAGACUAUUGGAGGCUUCCCAAGGAUGCCAGAUUGAAAGAUGUUAUAACAGUCAUUCGUGCUGAUGAGGCUCACCAUCGAGAUGUGAACCAUUUUGCUUCUGAUAUCCACUUUCAAGGUAAAGAACUACGGGAAGCACCGGCUCCUAUUGGUUAUCACUAGUCUUUAUUGCCACGGAUAUGAAAUUACCCCUUUGGUGUGAAAUUAGAAACCUAGAAGUACGAUUGUAUGCUUAGUACAGAAUUCCUUUAAUUCAAUCUUGCUGUUGGAUAUAACAGUUAUACUAUAUACCAAUGAUUCUAUAAUACAACCUCAUCUGAGAACCAUGUUUAAUGUGAUACGAUAACAAUUUAGUUAAGUACUUUUUCCGCAACCGGAAAGUUUGAGGACAAUGACAUAGAAUGAUGAAUUGCUGUUCAUUAUUAUAUUUGAUGAACUGCCAAGUAUGGAAUGGAAACAGUAAUUUAGGUAACUGAAUGAUUGAUAAGGUGUGAUUUGAAGUUCUGGAAUAAAACUCUGAUGCUGGCAAUGAUUUUACA